Molecule: messenger RNA, 1366 nt
Organism: Falco peregrinus (peregrine falcon)
Lineage: Eukaryota; Metazoa; Chordata; Aves; Falconiformes; Falconidae
Gene: AKR7A2
Product: aldo-keto reductase family 7 member A2
Exons: 7
Coding region: 11-1012 (333 amino acids)
Molecular function (GO): oxidoreductase activity
Source: RefSeq, a predicted model, not a curated record
CGGCCCGCGCAUGCGCGGUGGUGGCGGCGCGAUGGCGGCGGGCGGCGCGCGGCCCGGCGUGGUGCUGGGCGCCAUGGAGGUGGGCCGGCGUGCCGGGCCCGAGGCCAGCGCCGCGCUGCUGCGCGCCUUCCUGCGCCGCGGCUACCGCCUCCUCGAUACCGCGUACAUGUACGCGGGUGGCGAGUCCGAGCGUAUCCUGGGCGUGCUGCUGGCUGGCGGCACGGAGCCCGUGGAAGUCGCCACCAAGGCCAACCCCUGGGAUGGGAAGACGUUGAAGCCUGAGAGCGUGCGAUCGCAGCUGGACACAUCCCUGGAGAGGCUGAAGAGGACAAGUGUGGAGCUCUUCUACCUCCAUGCUCCUGACCAUGGGACCCCAGUCGAGGAGACACUGCGUGCCUGCAAUGAGCUGCACAAAGAAGGAAAGUUUAAAGAACUGGGUCUAUCAAACUAUGCGGCAUGGGAGGUCGCAGAAAUCUGCACUAUCUGCAAAUACAACAACUGGGUGAUGCCGACCGUGUACCAGGGUAUGUACAAUGCGACCACUCGCCAGGUGGAAGCCGAGCUGUUCCCUUGCCUGAGAUACUACGGGCUGCGGUUCUAUGCCUACAAUCCACUUGCAGGAGGGCUGUUGACUGGCAAGUACAAGUAUGAAGACAAAGACACACGCCAGCCCACUGGAAGAUUUUUUGGGAAUGACUGGGCUCAAGCCUACAGGGACAGGUACUGGAAAAAGCACAAUUUUGAAGGCAUUGCCCUCGUAGAGAGAGCACUGAAAGAUGCUUACGGCUCCAACGCACCGAGCCUGACCUCUGCUGCUUUGCGUUGGCUGUACAAUCACUCCCAACUGCAGGGUUCUCUUGGAGACGCCGUGAUCAUUGGGAUGUCCAACCUGGAGCAGCUGGAGCAGAACCUUGACUACAGUGAAGAGGGUCCCCUGCUCCCGCCUGUUGUGGAAGCGUUUGAUAAAGCCUGGAAUCUGACUGCGCAUGACUGCCCCAACUACUUCCGCUAGAGACAGGGUGGGGACAAGAAAACAGGUGUCGUGGGGGCAGAUAAUGAAGCCACAAAUCUCUCUAAGCAUGGGAGAGGUACUUACCCAGCUUGCCCCUUUGAUCGAUGUGCAAAUGGUUUCAGAUUUUUCCUAUAUUAAUGAAGCCUUGUAGGAUCCACUACCACUGUCAGAACUUGUCACGCUGGGCCAUGCCUUAAUCCUUUUCCCCUUGUGGACUUCCAGCUCUAUGCAGUGCAUACUGACUCAAAAAUUCAACUGAUCAGGGAAAAUGAAUACGUAACUGGAUGAAGACCCCAGUUCUGCUUUAACACAGUAUCUUAAUUGUGUACAAGAAUAAAACCUUUCUCUAACGCA